Messenger RNA from Eptesicus fuscus (big brown bat), 1690 nucleotides. RefSeq names its product coiled-coil domain containing 3 (gene CCDC3). The coding region runs from base 29 to 859 and encodes 276 amino acids. The record is from RefSeq and is a predicted model, not a curated record. The transcript has 3 exons. Gene Ontology annotation, cellular component: extracellular region. Gene Ontology annotation, biological process: negative regulation of gene expression. Lineage: Eukaryota; Metazoa; Chordata; Mammalia; Chiroptera; Vespertilionidae.
CCGCCGCCCGCCGCCCGCCGCCGCCGGCAUGGGCGUGCUGCGCCCGCUGCUGCUCGCCGCGCUCUGCCUGGCCGGCCGGCUCCGACCCGCCCGCGGCUGUCAGCUGCCGUCGGAGUGGAGACCCCUGAGCGAGGGCUGCCGCGCCGAGCUGGCCGAGAUCAUCGUGUACGCCAAGGUGCUGGCGCUGCACCGGGAGGUGCCCGGCCUCUACAACUACCUGCCCUGGCAGUACGAGGCCGGCGCGGCGGGGCUCUUCUACUCCGCCGAGAUCGAGAUGCUGUGCGACCAGGCGUGGGGCAGCAUGCUCGAGGUCCCCGCCGGCUCCAGGCUCAACCUCACCGGCCUGGGCUACUUCUCCUGUCACUCCCACACGGUGGUCCAGGACUCCUCCUAUUUCUUCUUCCUCAGGAUGGAUGAAAAUUAUAACCUUUUGCCUCAUGGAGUCAAUUUCCAAGAUGCCAUCUUUCCAGACACUCAAGAGAACAGAAGGAUGUUUUCCAGCCUUUUCCAGUUUUCAAACUGCUCCCAAGGGCAGCAACUGGCAACUUUCUCCAGCGACUGGGAGAUCCAGGAAGACAACAGGCUCAUGUGCUCCUCGGUGCAGAAGGCCCUGUUUGAGGAGGAGGACCACGUCAAGAAACUGCAGCAGAAGGUGGCCACACUGGAGAAGCGGAACCGGCAGCUCCGGGACCGGGUGAAGAAGGUCAAGCGGUCUCUGCGGCAGGCGCGGAAGAACGGCCGCCACCUGGAACUGGCGAACCAGAAGCUCAGCGAGAAGCUGGCGGCCACGGCAGGAGCCCUCCCGCACAUCAAUGCCUUCAGGCGGGAGCCUGCAGGCAGCACCUACCUGCGGGGAUAGCGGGGACCCCACGGUACCUCCGCCACACUGCUGGGUGCAUUGCCUCUCUCCAGGGAAUGGAGGGUGAUGCUGGUGUUGGACAUGCACAUAUUCCAGAUCCUGUAGAAGAUAUUUUUACUACGCACUCGGUAGUGUCUAGCUGGUUUAAAGGGGGAGUCUCGUUGCCCCUGCCUGGCCUGGUCCCAGACACAGUGCCUCGAAGUCCAUAGGCGGCAGCAUCCUGGAGGCUGGGUGCUUGCCUAGGGCCUGUCCUCAGCUUCUGGGAGAACAUUUUAGACUCUAAAUGUAUGAGACAUCAGGGAGCUUGGGCUUAUUUCAAAAGAGAAGGUAGUAUGGCUGUAGCUCUGAGCUACAGCACAACUACUAGUUCUGAGGAGUGAUCUGAAUCACGUCAUGGAACCAUCUGGUGUCUCAUUUCCUGAUCUUUGGAGGAGGAUGCUGGCCUUGCUAAGCACCUAAGGAUGCCUGUAAGCAACAUGUGCAGGGUGUCCCUCCUCCGGCCAGCAUCUUCUCACAGCUGAGGCACAUUAGACUUAGUGAGCUCAGCACAGGUAGGGGAGCUGAGUUGGGCAGUAGGUCAUCAAAAAGAGAAAUUAUACCCAAUUUCCAAGACCAGCUUUAAUCAAGAGAGACGUGGCCUUUGGGGGCCUGUCACGUUUCAUCACACCACGUUCUGAAGUUGGAAAACCCGAAGUUAUAUCUUAGCCCCUCCUAAAUUUUAACUUCUCUUUGCUCAGUCAUUUCUUUCAACUUUUCCAAAUUCAAGGUGAGCUGUCUUCUGUAAAGACGCCUCCUAUGUAUUGGGGUCAGAUGACCUUACCUUAUUCCCUU